Messenger RNA from Salvia splendens (bonfire salvia), 3193 nucleotides. Its product is annotated as two-component response regulator-like APRR5. The transcript is spliced from 8 exons. Gene Ontology annotation, molecular function: protein binding. Gene Ontology annotation, biological process: cytokinin-activated signaling pathway; phosphorelay signal transduction system. The record is from RefSeq and is a predicted model, not a curated record. Bases 1151 to 3007 code for a protein of 618 amino acids. Lineage: Eukaryota; Viridiplantae; Streptophyta; Magnoliopsida; Lamiales; Lamiaceae.
GAGGAUGCUGCCGGCAGCUCAUCUCUCGUCCGGUGGGAGAGGUUUCUGCCGAAAUUGGCUUUGAGAGUGUUGUUGGUGGAAGCUGAUGAUUCCACUCGACAGAUCAUUGCUGCGCUUCUCAGGAAAUGUAGCUACAAAGGUUGCUUUUAAUUUUCUGUGAUUGCUCUUAUUUUUAGCUUUUGAGAUUUUGAUUAUAAGGCAUGCAGUGUGUUGGGGAUAUGUUUGGUUAGGUAUUUUGUUGAUUAGCUAUUUUGAAUUUUAGGUGAAGCUAGGGUUGAUUGGUUAGUUAUAUAUAGCUUCUAUAUAGGAAAGGUGGAAAAAGGUUUAUUGUUUCUGCAAAUCCUGAAAGCCUCUCAAGGUGAUCAUUUCAUAUGCUUAUAUGAGUAAAUCAUGUGGUUGUGUAUUGGCACCAUUGAGUCUGUUGUCACAAGAAUUUGGAAAGCUUGGAUCCAUCGUACCGAUACUUGGAACUGAAAUUGUUGAUUUGGACGUUUGAAUUUACGCUGACACUUGAAAUUAGAAACAUAUUCGCAGGAUAUAUUUAUUCGCUUUCGAAUUCUGCUAGCAUUUAAGGAGCUUUAUAUGUGGCAAAGAGGAUAAUCUCUAACUUGCAGCAACCAGGUUGAGCUGGAGAGGUAAAAGAUGCAUCGAACUUGAACUUGGGCCGUGGCCUUCAAUCUUUAGAUACGUUUGUUUUUAGCCAGCUGGGUGUAGAUUUGCAGUUAUAUUUUGUUAAUAUCUAUGUCAGUUUAAUUCUGAGCUGUACAAGGUCAGAACAAUAAAUUUGGUAGACAACGCUUUCAUUCCUUCAGGAAAGAGGAUAUGAUCUAUAUACAGUUAUCUUUCUGCCCUCAUGGUGUUCAUUAUGAUGGUCAAUCAUCAAUAAAAGAAUAAGCUCGAUACCUACUAAGUUCUGGUUGGAAAUACCUGCUUAAAAGAUGUGAUGUGAAUUGCAUCCUGUUUAUCAAAUACUGAGUCCUUCUGUGCAUUCUUUUAUCUCACUCCAGCUAAUUAUUGACGUAAGUAGUUUCCUGUCGUGGUUCAGAUAAUGCCAGCUAAACUCCUGGAUAGUUGAAUCUCAACUGACAGGGGCUUUAAUGAGAUACUGCAAAUUUGGUCAUCAGUACCUGUUUAUGUUUGGACGAGGGAAAUGCUCUACGAGGGAUUUCUUGCGUCCGAGCUUUACUUCCGGCAAUUUAACGUUUCUGUUGCGGCAGUAUCUGAUGGUUUAAAAGCAUGGGAGGUAUUGAAAGCGCGAGCUGAGAACAUUGAUCUUAUUCUGACAGAAGUUGAAUUGCCAUCAAUCUCUGGAUAUGCUCUUCUCACUUUAAUUAUGGAGCAUGAUAUUUGCAAAAAAAUUCCAGUGAUAAUGAUGUCUUCAUAUGACUCGGUCAGUAUAGUUUACAAAUGCAUGCUGAGAGGUGCAGCUGAUUUUCUCGUAAAGCCUGUAAGGAAAAACGAGCUCAGGAACUUGUGGCAGCAUGUGUGGAGGAAACAAGUUCAGUCAAGUGGUGCUGGCCGUGUACCUCUGGAUGAGAGCAUGGCUCAACAAAAGAUCGAAGCUACAGCUGAGAACAAUGCUACUAGUAAUCAUUCAAGUCAACAGAAAAUUGAAGCUACAGCUGAGAACAAUGCUGCUAGUAAUCAUUCGAGUGGUUAUAGGGCAUGUGUUCAGAGAAAUAGGGAGUGCAUCGAGAAAGGAACCGAUGCCCAGAGUUCAUGCACAAGACCAGAGCUGGAAACUGAUGAACCAGAUGUUGAGCAUCUGCAUUCCCUCUUACAACCAAAAACCAAUAAAUGUCUUUCAGACGACGUAAAUAUUUAUGUGCACAAAGAAUCUCAAGAAGAAAUUAGAAGAACAAUAGCUCAUGAUAAUGAGGGGGGAGGGCUGCAGACUGUGGCUAGCAUAGAUGUUAGCAAUGAAACGACACGAGGACAGGACAAGAACUCUGCUUCGGAACAAGUUAAUGUCAAUGGUCAGAGUUCUAUGAAUAGUCAUGUCAGAGAGGCUAUUGACUUAAUUGGAGCUUUUAGUAACUGUUGUAAAGGCACUUUGCCCAGUCCCGCCUCAAAUACUAGCACAAACAAGUUCGAUAUGUUGCCCCUGUUGGAUCUGUCUUUGAGAGGAUCUCAUCCUAGUGGCUCAGUGAAUCAAGAAAAUGACGAAACCCACAGGAUAAACCAUUCUGAUGCAUCAGCAUUCUCUCGGUAUGUGAACAAGUCAUUGCCCAACUCCACAUCUCGAAGCACUUGUAAUCAACAGAAAGACCUCGAGACCAAUUCUGAGAAACAACAAUCCAAUCAUACCCCUGAGUAUACUUCCGAUGCACAUGGUUCGAGAAUAAGCUCACAGAAAUAUGCUUCCGUGACUGGGAUCCAACCCGAACUACCUGAAACUCCAUUUUCCGACCCUCAGCUAAAAGAAACAUCUCAACCAUUUCCAGUUAGAGGCGUAAGAUUUGAAAAUGUGAUCAACGGAUCAGGUGCUGUGAUGCCUGAAAUGCAUUCUGCACAGUCUGGCCUGUCGCCUUUGCCUAGUCCAGGCGCAGCUAGUAACUCACAACCUUUUGCUUAUUCGAAUCCUUUCCAUCAAGCAGACCAUCAGCCCGCAAAUUCCCAGAGUGUCCGUGACCUUCUUGAUCAAAGGAUCAACUGUACCAUGCAUCAGACUGAUAAUAAACAAGGGCAGGAGCAGGAAACUUUUGAGGAUACAGGACAUGUUUCUUUUGCCAAUGAUCAGAGUCGUAACAGUGGUUUCUAUAACAGCUAUACAAGCCACCAUCACAGCAUAGGUUCUGGUGACAUUGGCAAGAUUAAUUCGAUCUCAGUUGUCAAUGCCACAUCAGAUGCUGCUAGCGAAGAUGGAGUUCAUGUUCAUGAUAGUACAUCAAGCCGUUCCGUGCAAAGAGAAGCAGCUCUAACAAAAUUCAGACUGAAGAGGAAGGAAAGAUGCUUUGAGAAGAAGGUGCGCUAUGAAAGCAGAAGGAAGCUGGCUGAGCAGUGUUAGUUAAUAGCCGUAUCCCGUCCCUGGAUAUAAUGUUAGUUAAUAGCCGUAUCCCGCCCCAUCACUCCCGAUACAUCCAUUCCACAAUUCUUUCAAGAUAAUCGACGUACAUUGCCCCUUGUUUGGAAACCACCAGCCAGUCAUAUCACUAUACUUUAUUUAAAUAAAUUGAAUUACUUUUGUUGUUGA